Molecule: messenger RNA, 2619 nt
Organism: Microdochium trichocladiopsis
Lineage: Eukaryota; Fungi; Ascomycota; Sordariomycetes; Xylariales; Microdochiaceae
Product: family 31 glycosyl hydrolase
Exons: 2
Coding region: 1-2619 (872 amino acids)
Biological process (GO): carbohydrate metabolic process
Molecular function (GO): hydrolase activity, hydrolyzing O-glycosyl compounds; carbohydrate binding
Source: RefSeq, a predicted model, not a curated record
AUGCUGUGUCAAGACGAGCAAGUGCCGACCCAGUUCGUGGUCGGCGAGUCUUCUGGCUCUGUCAAGGUCUCUUCAGCUUCCAUUAGCCUCCAAACAGCACCAGAUGCUCGUGGCGAGCCAUCACAGUUCACCUUCGAAGCCAUCCGGCCUAAUCUCUUCCGCACUACCUUCACGUCUGCCAAGCACCAUCUCCCACCAUUCCCCAGUGUCCAACGGCCGGAAGCCGACUCCGCUGCCUCGUCAUUCAAGGUCGAGAACACUCCCAACCAGCCGACAUGGAAGGUCGACACUGGUGCCGCAAGCGCCACAGUGGAAUGGAGCCACGCUCCAAAGGUGUCUCUGUAUCUCGAUGGUGCCAAGGAGCCAAUCCACCAGGAUUUGACUUUCCGAUCGUACGCGCUUGACUCUACUGGAGUCGCCCACUAUACAGCGUGGAACAAGGGCACGCUGCAUGUCGGCCUGGGUGAAAAGGCUGCGCCCAUGGACCUCAGUGGACGCGGGUUCAACAUUACUGCGAGUGACACGUUCGGCUACGACGCCUACAAAACCGACCCUCUCUACAAGCAUGUGCCGCUUCUCAUCAAUGUCACGCCGAAGGGAUGUGUCGGUAUUUUCUCCUCUUCUCACUCCAGAGCGACUUGGUGUAUCGGCUCUGAAAUCGAUGGCAUGUGGGGACGCUUCAAGGUGUACCGCCAAGCCCACGGCGGUCUUGAGGAGUAUCUGAUUCUCGGCAAGACUGUCGCGGAUGUGGUUCGCUCUUAUGCGCAGCUUGCUGGAUUCCCGCUCCUCGUGCCACGAUACAUGAUGGGAUACAUCAGCGGUGGCAUGAAGUACAGCAUGGAGGACGAGCCGCGCGCCCACGACUCGAUCCUCAGCUUCAUUGCAAAGUGCAAGGCUCAUGGCAUGCCCACUUCCGCCUUCCAGAUGAGCUCCGGCUAUACCGUGUCAGAGGUCGAGCCUAAGACACGGAACGUCAUGACAUGGAAUUACCACCGCUUCCCGAAUCCUCGAGAGUUCACCCGUGCCGCCCACAAGGAGGGUGUGCGCCUUCUGGCUAACGUCAAGCCCUAUGUCCUCUCCAACCACCCCGAGUACAAGGCACUACUCGAGGCAGGUGCUUUCUUCAAGGAUCCCGCAACUGGCAAGACCGCCGUUGCGAGACUGUGGAGUGCUGGUGGAGGCGAGAGUGGCGAGGGUAGCCAUAUCGACUUCACCUCCAAGGCUGGUUAUGACUGGUGGUACAAGGGAGUCAAGGACCUCAAGGAGGUUGGUAUUGACGCGAUGUGGAACGAUAACAACGAAUACAACAUCCCCAGCGACGACUGGCAGUGUGCGCUGGCCACCGUCCCCGUUCCCGAGGGCGAAGACCGUGCCGACAUUGGACUUUGGGGCAGAGCCAUCCAUACCGAGCUCAUGGGCAAGAGCUCCCAUGACGCCACUGUUGAGAUGGAGCCGAGCCGCCGUCCCCUCGUCCUCACCCGCAGUGCCACCACUGGUACCAUGAGAUACUGUGCCUCCUCGUGGAGUGGUGAUAACGUCACCAGCUGGGAGGAUAUGAAGGGUGCCAAUGCCCUGGCCCUCAACGCGGGCUUCUCCCUGCUGCAAUGCUACGGCCACGACAUCGGUGGUUUCGAAGGUCCCCAGCCAACACCGGAACACCUCGUUCGCUGGAUCCAGCUCGGCAUCCACUCCCCACGAUUCACGAUCAACUGCUACAAGACAAGCCCGGAAGACAACCUCGUCGGCGACGUCAUCGAGCCCUUCCAAUACCCUUCUACGACGCCCAUCAUCCGCAAGGCCGUCCGCAGACGGUACGAGCUGGUGCCAUAUACCUACUCGCAAGCGCUGCUGUCUCAUCGUGAUGCGACGCCGCCACAAAGGUGGACGGGCUGGGGCUACGAGAACGACCCGGAGGUCUGGACCAAGAAGAUCUACCAGGGCGACACGCAGUUCUGGUUUGGCGACGCGCUGAUGAUCGCGGGCGUCUACGAGCCGGGCGACUCAAUCGCACGCGUCUACCUCCCCGACAGCGGCGGCGACCCAGGCUUCCUCAACACCAACGCGCCAUACCAGUACCUCAAGGCCGGCGCGUGGCACGACAUCUCUUCAACCUGGCACACGUCGAUCCCCGUCAUCGCGCGCAUCGGCUCCGCCAUCCCUGUCGGCAAGCCCGAGCCCACCGAGACUGUCGCCGAGACGGACCCAGAGUUCCCCGAUGUCGUCAAGGACGACUGGCGCGGUGUCGAGAUCUUCCCGCCCCCGCUCAUCGAGGUGCCAGACCUGCCCGACGGGUUCGGCCGGCUCGAGCUCAAUGGCAAGGUCGAAGGCCGCGAGUUCUCCAGCACGUGGCUCGAGGACGAUGGUUUCAGCACCGCCGAAAAGUCCGAGGUGUUUGAGACGACGAUCGCGUACAAGGCCGCGUCGGAUGCGAUCACGGUGCGCCUGGAGACCAAGAAGGCCGGCGCCUUCGAGCCGCUGUGGCUCAAGAACGGCGUCGACAUCAUCCUGCCCGUCGGCGAGCACCGUGAGGUCAAGGUCGAGGGCAAGGUUGCUGGCGUCGAGCAGCUCAAAGCUGAUGACAAGGAGCGCUCUGUCUGGCGGAUCACAGGUUUCGCGUAG